AUGAGCUCGUUAUAUACUCCUACGAAGUCCAAAAGCUCGCCUCCAAGGUUUAUGCUAUCCAGUUCCCUUACUAACCAUGAUCCGAGGGCACACAGUAGAGCAAAGCACCGUUCUGCUCCAUUGCAUUGGAGACUAACAACAUCACCAUCAACAACUGCCACUACAAAAUCUUCAUCUUCUUCGUCAGUGACAGGUGCUGGAUGCCAUCCUCAGCAUUCAACAAAAGACACGUUAGGAAACAACAAUGAUAAUGAACAAACAUCACCAAUAACAAAGACCGCAAACGAGGCGUCAGCAGGUUCAGGCACGGCGACAUCAGCGGGGGCAGCGCCAUCGGCAACACAGGGGUAUCUAAAUGAACCAUUCAAUCAUCUGGCCCUUGAUUCCUUCUGUCAAGAAGUCUCUCCUGCAGUUCAGUCGUCGUUUGCUUCGUGUUUGAUAUCUCCAGUACCCAACGUCUCGUUCUCACCGAUUGUGAAAGAUGAAUCAUUGAUUCCCCUCCUACGAACUCUUUACGAGUUACAUGAAACAGAAAUAGCUUAUGUGGACGCUCUAAAAAUUUUAUCUAGCACUUAUCUAGGCGACAUCUACGCUGGAAUGCCAACCAAUGAAGCAGUGCCUAUAACUGUGCUCAAACAACUACUGGAACAAAUGCUAACAGCACAUUCGGCUAUUGCCAAAGGUUUAUGGGACAUUCUAAGUUCCAACACACUAUCCGUGGCUCAAAUGACCGUUCUAGCUGCGAGAUUAGUGGCAUCAAACAGUGAAACCAGCUUCUACUAUGAAGAAUACUGCAAUAAUUAUGGUUUCGCAAUGAGUAUUCUUACCGAUAAUCAAACUUCAUUUCCGGGGACUUCUGUUACCAACAAUGAGGUUUUAACUGCAUUAAGAAACUACUUGGAAUUGGUUCAACCGGUGGCUCGUAAAGGUGAUUUGUCCCUUGAAUCACUAGCGCUGAGACCGCUCAUGAGAAUCCCCAAAUAUCGUCUACUUCUAGAACUUAUGGAACGACGUUUGAAUAAUGAAAAUGCCAGACCAGCAGUCCAUUAUUACGUUGAAAAGGUGAAAGCUACACUAAGAAGAAUCAACGACUCAGGCAACGAAAGAUCGGGAACUAUGGGUCUGAAUCUAGAUCUCGGUUCAUUCUUUGGUCGAGACAGACUAGUAGGUAACUCAAAACGUACACUAGAUUUCUUUGGUAUACCACAAUUAGUAGGUGCUCUUACUGUUGUUUGGAUAGAGGGUCAAACAAAUGUCAAAUAUAGAGAUAUGGCUUGCUUUAUUUUCAAAAGCCAUUUGUUGUGCUGUGAGUUACAUCUGUUUUCCAUGUUGAGAAGAAGAAAGAAGUUGAAGGUCCGUUUCUUAAUACCCUUUUCAAGAUGUAAGUUAUACUCCAAUACAAAGGACAAUGGAAACGGACUCUAUACAACAUACCCUUACACUUUGAAGAUAGUUUUGGAGUCUAAGCUUCUUCAUUAUGAAGUGAUGCUUGUAUGUUUGACUCAGCGAGAUCACCAAGUAUGGGCUCAACAUCUUUCAACAUUUAUCAAUGAAGUCAAUGGACCAUAUAAGCUUGAUUUUUCAAUCCAAGAUUCGGUUCCAACGACAUUGAUCCCCAACGGAAUAAUCCCGAGUGAUUUGUGUUUGGAAGAUGACGAUACUUAUCAGAAGCACAAAUUCCUGUGCUACUUCGGACUUCCCGUUUCGGUUGCCGUAGUUUUGGGAUUCUAUAAUAUCGACAAAGUACCUGAUCCAAUAUUUGCUGGUUACUAUAACUUGGCGAACGAUCUUGACUUGCACAAAGAGGGGAGAAGCAUCUUUAUACGACUGGCACCACGGGAGACACUUGAGAGGGCUCUUUGGAACCACUGGAGUAAAGAGUUACCACGAUACUUUGCCCAAAGUAUCGAGAAUAAUAGGGUCCAUAAGAAUGAAUGCGAAUACGCUGCUGCUUCAUCGCCCGAACCUUCAUCUGUUUAUUCGGAUAGCCUUUUAGCAUCAGCUGAGGUACUUUCUACGGGCAUGAAAAUAUCAGAAACUUCAAUUGAACUAGAACUACUUGCCAAAGCAAAUGUUGGUCCUUUGUUAAUUAAACUACAUACUCUUUAA
Lizanozyma spartinae is the source of this 2109-nucleotide messenger RNA. RefSeq lists its product as uncharacterized. Gene Ontology annotation, molecular function: guanyl-nucleotide exchange factor activity. Lineage: Eukaryota; Fungi; Ascomycota; Pichiomycetes; Serinales; Debaryomycetaceae. The record is from RefSeq and is a predicted model, not a curated record. Bases 1 to 2109 code for a protein of 702 amino acids. The transcript has a single exon.